Sebastes umbrosus (honeycomb rockfish) is the source of this 969-nucleotide messenger RNA. It is a transcript of the gene dnal1, whose product is annotated as dynein, axonemal, light chain 1. Bases 98 to 679 code for a protein of 193 amino acids. Lineage: Eukaryota; Metazoa; Chordata; Actinopteri; Perciformes; Sebastidae. The transcript is spliced from 8 exons. Gene Ontology annotation, molecular function: protein kinase binding. The record is from RefSeq and is a predicted model, not a curated record. Gene Ontology annotation, cellular component: cytoplasm.
GUCAAGCCUCGAGCCCAAGCCCGGUUACAGUGCGCAGGCGCAGCUUGCAGGCUGCCUGUCAUUGCCAUAGCAACCAGAGCAGACGUCAACCAGCAACAUGGCCAAAGCAACGACUGUGAGAGAAGCACUGGCUAAAUGGGAGGAGAAGUCAGGGGAGAAAGUGGGCGAGACUACAGCCAUAAAGCUGUAUGGUCAGGUUCCUCCUAUAGAGAAGAUGGAUGCUUCUCUCUCCACACUCACCAACUGCGAGAAGCUCUCUCUGUCCACAAACUGCAUUGAAAAGAUAACCAAUCUCAAUGGCCUGAAGAACCUGAGGAUAUUGUCAUUAGGAAGAAAUAACAUCAAGGUCCUCACUGGGCUGGAUGCAGUAGGGGACACAUUAGAAGAGUUGUGGAUCUCCUACAAUUUGAUAGAGAAACUGAAGGGAAUCCAAUCCUUGAGGAAACUCAAAGUCCUGUACAUGUCCAACAACCUGGUCAAAGAAUGGGGAGAGUUUGUGAGGCUAGCUGAGCUGCCAUGCCUCGUAGACCUGGUGUUUGUUGGAAACCCUCUGGAGGAGAAGCAGUCGGCUGAGGGAACCUGGAUGGAUGAAGCCUCUAAAAGACUACCGAAUCUGAAGAAACUAGAUGGAACCCUGGUCAUCAAACAGGAAGAGGAUGAAGGAGAUGGAGAGAGCUGAGAAGCAUGACUACUCUAUAUGCAAAACUACAACCCCCUUCUUGAAGAGUCUUCCCUUUUUAAGUUUUCUAUGGUUUGUCAUGGUGCUUUUGUUUAUAUAAAAUGUUUUUUUUACAGCAGCAUAGACUUUGUUGUAGGUGGACAAGCACAAGAUGACCAACACUGGGGGCUUGGGACCAGAAAGAGGUUUUGAUGAGACCUUAGUGGAAAUACAUGAUAAGCACAUUUCCUAAUGCAACAGCAUUGUGAUUUUUUUUAUGAAGGAUAUUGACACUAAUACUAUUUUUUUUU